AUGGUAACCGUGGGACGUCUAGGCGGUUUAUCGUUGCAAGAAAUGCUUGAUUUCAUUCAAGAACUCGAUGAAGCAGAAGAUCAAAAUCAACUGUGUGAUAUUCCAACCACUCUUUAUAUCGAGCCUCCUGUGGAUGGCAACGAAUCUGGCGAAGAUGACGCUGAAAAUGAUUGUGCGGGCAUUCCAGAUAAUGUUUGCCCGGCUCAGCUAAGAGGUGGCUGCGAAGUUGUUAUGGCUAGUGGGCGACGUAUGCAAGGUUUCCAUGAAGAGGAGGAUAUGGGAGGCAUGUUUAGAGACGCACCAAAUCCAGGAGAUUUGCCUGUUAUUGAGGUUGAAGACACUUAUAAUGAGAUGGAGGAUGAAGAAACAAUGGCUAAUCGUUCAGAAUCUCCAAUGAGGAAGCGCUUACGUACAAUUGAACCGAAACCUUCAAACGUUGCAUUGCCAUCAGGAAACAAGGAAACUGUAUUUGAAUGGGUCAAGAAGAAAUCGUCAUCUCUAAUUCCAAUUUUUCCAAGCGCAAAUUACGAAGAUUGUCGCCAUUCACUGCCACACGAACAGUUUGAAAAAUGUUUUGAUGACACAUUAUUGGAACAUAUUUGCGAACAAAGUGCGUUAUAUUCGGUGGAACAGAAUAGACUGAACCCAAAUAUAAUAGUCAGCGAACUUAGAGCAUUCAUAGGCAUAUUGAUCGUCACUGGCUACAAUUAUCACUCCAAUUACAAACUUUUGUGGAGUCAGGAUGAAGACAUUCGGAACAAUCUUGUCAGUAACACCAUGCGUCGGAAUCGUUUUCAAGAGAUUUAG
Messenger RNA from Anastrepha ludens (Mexican fruit fly), 807 nucleotides. Its product is annotated as piggyBac transposable element-derived protein 3-like. The transcript is spliced from 3 exons. The record is from RefSeq and is a predicted model, not a curated record. NCBI's taxonomy places the organism in Eukaryota, Metazoa, Arthropoda, Insecta, Diptera, Tephritidae. Gene Ontology annotation, molecular function: sequence-specific DNA binding. Bases 1 to 807 code for a protein of 268 amino acids.